CUUGACUCAUGGUGGAUGGUUAAGGCACCGCAAGGUCCGCACCCGGCUCACCACCGUUGAAAGUGGCUUGGUAUUUUAGCGCGGUGGCCUGACCUGUACUCACCAAUGGACUUGAUAAUACUCUCAAGAACAAAUGAUGCCGUCUCUGAACCUGAAUACACCAUUUCAACUACUGAUCAAACAUGCUGGGACAUGUGGCAAAGGACCCGCCAACCAGCCGACAAUCUUCUUGUACAUUCCAGGAAGCAAGAGUGUUCAUGGUGUGCUACUUUGGUUCAUCCGUCGUUAGCGGUUUAUAGUGCUAGACAGACGACGGUUGACAAGACCCCCAUUAUAACAGUAGGGAAGAACUUUGACCCACAAGCCACUUCAUUGCUAAGAGGGUGACAUUUACCGUCCCGAAUAGCGGCUAUAGCAGCGUUUCUUAUAUAAUUUCUUGUACUUUGUCUGAGCUUUCCCCCCUCCUAUGUUUCAUCGCCCCCCUAAUUACCCGCUAUGGAAAGAGACUAAAUCACAUCGCGUAGGGCUCUUUCUCCACUGCGGGUAAUAGGCAUGGGCUAGCCAGCAAUCAAUUAAUAUCUCCGAAGCUACUUGUGUGCGCUUACAGUCUAAACUAAAAGUAGUGGUUCUUAGCAUGUGGCACAAUGUCUGAACGCUGGUUCUCCCAAUUCUUGUUCGCUCACACGUAUAUCCUACGAAGAAAAUGAGUGAAGAGAAUAAUCGAGUUGCCAUUGUUACAGGCGCGACUUCUGGUAUUGGAGCCGAUAUUGCCAGGGACCUGCAUUCCCGUGGAUGGAAAGUCGCCUGUGUUGGCCGACGAACCCAGGCCGGAAACGAUCUUGUGGAGGGCCUGGGCGAGAACGCACGUUUUUUCCAAGCAGAUGUCAGCGACUAUCAGAGCCAGGCUGCUGUCUUCAAAAAGGUCUUCCAGUUAUGGGGGAGAAUUGAUGCACUGUGCGCGAACGCUGGUGUGGGUGAUCAGUCUUCGCUUUAUCUCCUUAACCGGCGCGAUAAAGGCGUCGAGGACGUCCCUCCAGAGCCAGACCUCUCCUGCACUGAUAUAAAUUUCAAAGGUGUCGUCUAUGGCACUGUAUUAGCAACGCACUUUAUGCGACACAACAGGCCCGAGGCGGGCGGAAGGAUUGUGGUGACCGGCAGUAUCGGGGGUAUUUUUCCUCAUAGGACGUAUCCCGAAUACAGUGGAACCAAAGCAGCAGUCAAUCAGUUUGUUCGUGGCGUUGCGCCAAUGUUGAAGGCCAAGGAUAACAUCCAUAUUAACUGUGUCUUGCCGGGUAUUGUUGCCACACCCAUCGUCCCCCCUGAGAUGAUUGAGGCCGUGGCUCCGGAGUGCCGGACUCCGAUGAAGACGGUCCUCAAUGCAGUUCAAAUCUUCUUAGAAGAUAAAACGGGCAUAGCUGGUGAACUUCUGGAAUGCUCUGCAGAUAAACUGAUAUAUUAUCAUCUUCCAGAGAUGGGUAAUGGACAUAUCACCAAGCGUGCUGUGACCGUCUGGGAACCAUUGUUCAGACUGGCGCAUGGCGAGAACUCUGAUCUUCCGGAUGCAAUUCCAGACAUCAGCCCAUUUAAUGGCACUUCUUUGGGUGCACCACGAGAUGCAAAGCUCUGACAAGUUGCCUGAGGAGCGACAAGCCUUGCCAUCUCUGACGAGUAUGGCAGACGUAUAUAUUGUGAACAGAUUGUGACGACUAUCAUGGGAGGGAUUCCUGCAAUUUGUACUUAGCUUUUAUGGGUUCUCACCAGUAUAUGCCUUCGAGAACCAAACUUAAUUCAACAGUGUGAUCAAUUGAACCAAACAAGGGCCUGCCCUGUAACUCAACUCAAAAACAUGGUUCCAUAGAAACCAUAAAAACUGACACGCAAGCACUCACAGUACAAGCACCAAGAAAGGAAAGGAGCCUCAAAGAGCCCUUACGUUAAGACUCAUGGCAAAACCUAGCCCCUUACCUUUCGCAAGAACCCGGGAUUAUAUUCCACCAUGCUAUAACCAUGACAUGUCCAUUACCCG
This is a messenger RNA of Aspergillus caelatus, 2026 nucleotides long. Its product is annotated as SDR family oxidoreductase. The coding region runs from base 704 to 1627 and encodes 307 amino acids. Lineage: Eukaryota; Fungi; Ascomycota; Eurotiomycetes; Eurotiales; Aspergillaceae. The record is from RefSeq and is a predicted model, not a curated record. The transcript is spliced from 3 exons. Gene Ontology annotation, cellular component: cytoplasm. Gene Ontology annotation, molecular function: oxidoreductase activity, acting on the CH-OH group of donors, NAD or NADP as acceptor.